Rubroshorea leprosula is the source of this 602-nucleotide messenger RNA. The record is from the annotation of a GenBank genome assembly. Lineage: Eukaryota; Viridiplantae; Streptophyta; Magnoliopsida; Malvales; Dipterocarpaceae.
UUUCACUCAAAAGCCAGAGCCCGGCUUUUAGCUUCUGUUCUAUCUUCAGAGCAAAGAGAGCGAGAAACAUGACCUCAGUUGCUUCUUCUUUCUUGCUUUUGUUAUCUUCUCUAGCCCUUCUCUCUAUUGCAAAAAGUCAAGAUAGAGCUCCCCAUGGCAUUGCCUAUGAGAAUCCCGUGGCCUUCUCACCAUCUGCAUAUGAAUUUUUCCACCCCAAAACACAAGACCCUGAUGCCAAUCACCCCUGUGCUGCUGCGUCCAGCUGCUCACCAUUGCCCGUUGCAGUUGAGGUAAGAGCAAAUCAAGCACUCGAAAGCAAGGUCUUAGCACGGCAAAAUGGAGGGGACAACCGGGUAGCGGCAGGAGGAGUAGCUGCAAUUGUGUUUGGUUGUGCAUUUGUGGUGCUUCUAGGUAUGGGAGUCUACUAUUUAGCAAUCACUCGUCGAGCCAACCUAAGCCGGCCAAAAACAGUUCAACCUGAAGCUUGAUUUCCUUUGUAUAUGUACAGUAAGCUCCGCAAUAGUUAGAGCAGAGCCUUAUGUUCUAAGCUUUUCUUCUUCUAUUAUGGAGUAUGAGUGUAUUAAUUAAUGAUUGUGAUUGCU